GAGAGCUCGCCGCGUUCCCCCACCAUCUUCCAACCUGCGCGUCGCAGUUAUGGACUCUGGUGAUACAUUAUAAUUUCAAAUUGAAAUCGAAUUUCACUCUAAUGCUUCAAAUAUUCUUACUGCGUUCACAUCAGUAAUUUAUAUCAGUUACUCCAAACACUAAAAAUCAUUUAUCCGUAGGUAGAAAUUUGUUCGUAUCGAGCUCGACAGGGAGCCAUCGCUACAGGCAUGUAUGCAGCUCCUGCAUGUGUAAAAGGCAAGCUUCUCCAACGUGAGGUGGAGGGUGGGGGCAGAGGACGGGACGAGGCGGAUGAAUGAAUGAAUCUUAAGACAGUCGUGUAAGAGGGGCAUUCACGAAUCCACCGGGUCUUUUCAGCGACGUUUCUCUCGGUCGAAAAGACCCUGCCUUUCGUUGUUUCAUUCUCGGCCAACGUUUCCACGAUUAUGACCUUUGACCUCGCAAAUUCACGUCUACCCCGUGCGACGAUCACCGGUUGAAUUUCCCGACCACCUGGCAGCUUUCCUAAGACGUACCCGAGGCCAGGACAUCAUGGAAGCCACUUUCUUCGGCGAGAGGAAGAUCCUGGCUCGAAUCGAGUCCUUGGACGAUCCGUGUGCCAAAUAGUGCUCUUCGUCGGUUCAUCUUUUUCAAUGUUCAAUCGGUGUGCCGGACUUGUUUCGUGUACGACCCAUGGAGACGAAGAAUUUGUUAAUCGUGUCUGAUGAGUGGAGAUCGGAGGGAAUGGAGGUCCCGUCGAAAAGGAGAUGCCUCUGGCAACCGUGGCUGAACACGGACAAGCCAGGAGAGGAGCGACCAAAAGCGACGAAUCUACACCGGAAGCCUAGCAGCGCGUGGCGCAAGGAGCGUAGGAGGGAUCCGAUUCAGAGCGAGGCACUCGACAUGUCUGCGGCCAGGGUGCAUCACCAUCAUCACAGCAGGCCCAGCGUGAUCGUUCCAACCACGCCACAGCCUGGUACAACGAUCGAGGACACCGCGGUGACACCUACUCCAUCGUUGACACCCUCCGCAGCAACAGCGGGUGGGCAAAGAACCGGUAUUAGAACUGUGGGUGGUGUAAGUGAUCCUGCGAUAGACGAGCACUUUAAGAGAUCAUUGGGCCUGGAAGAGUACGCAGCCGUAUUCAAUGCUACUACUACCGACAAGGAGGCAGGUCUCAGUGUGGACGAUCAUUUUGCAAAAGCAUUGGGUGAAACAUGGACGAGGCUGCAGGCGACCAGUCGAAGCAAGGACUCCACCUAACUGCCGGACAGUUAACAAGAGUUCCAAGGAUGUCGCCGUUAAAUACGUUGCUGUCCCCGUUUCGUCUGCGCGUGGAUCUUCAAGUCCAGUGUCGUGUUCCAGUUACUCGUCGAUCAAUAGUGAUCGUCACGAACAACAAACGUUUUCUAUUUUGUUUUUUUGCUUUUUUUUUUUUUUUUAUAUUUGACAAUCCGAGUCGGGAAUCGACGGUCCACGUAAUGAUAGAGUACCUAAGUGUCCUUGAGUGCGCAGGAUCACAUUCGUGGAUAGCGAGGGACGAGCUCGGUACGGGAAGAGGGAAGAAUUCAGAAUAGGAGAGCAACGUGCUUAUCUCUGACCUUGUGAAUCGAAUAUUGUACAUAGACGGAUAGUAUUCUUUUAUUGUACGCUAGUGAUGUGCGGCCCGACUGAUACGUCGGGUUCCCGAGUAUUCGGAUCGCUUCGGAAAACAUCGGCCGGGCUCGGACGGGCGUCCGACGCGUACGCGCAGUCGGGCGGCCCGACUGUUUCGGGUCAGGUCGGAUAAAGUCGGGCAGACUCGGACGAGCUCCCGCGGGCCGCGGCCUAAUUCUUAUUUACUUGUUAAUACUUGGAAUAAUCAUGUUCAAAAUCUGUUUCAUAUAGAAUUUUAGAAUAAUUUUUAUUUGGAAAAAUAAUGCAACGAAUUUAUUUCCAUUUUAUACAAAAUAGAUUUUCAAGCGUUAACAAGUACACGAGAGUCGGGUCGCGAAUCUGCCCGACUUUACCCGACCUGACCCGAAACGGUCGGGCCACCCGACUAACGUAUGUAUCGGACCCCUACCCGAGCCCCUAAUAUCGGGUACCCGCACAUACCUACUGUACGCCAUUAUCACAGCCCUAGGGGCUAGAUAAAGUUAUUUAUUACGAAGUUCCAUACUGCCUCGCUAAAUAGUUCAUACAAAUCCGUUCGCUCUCUCGCUAACCGAGAUCGCGAACGGAUCAACGUGUACACGUAAUUAAUUAUUCAGCUAACCGUUUACGUUUCUAUACAUGUAUGUAACGAUUAUCUUGUAAUUAUAGAAAGCCGAGAGACUUUAUAAAUGACCGUAGAGAAUAAGGAACGUGGAGACGCGCGUUCGCGUUGGAAAUCACACUGUAUCGAAGAGAAUGAAAAAAAAAAAAAAAGAGG
Molecule: messenger RNA, 2411 nt
Organism: Osmia lignaria (orchard mason bee)
Lineage: Eukaryota; Metazoa; Arthropoda; Insecta; Hymenoptera; Megachilidae
Biological process (GO): negative regulation of DNA-templated transcription
Molecular function (GO): transcription coactivator binding
Source: RefSeq, a predicted model, not a curated record